Messenger RNA from Centruroides sculpturatus (bark scorpion), 1729 nucleotides. RefSeq names its product large subunit GTPase 1 homolog. Gene Ontology annotation, biological process: ribosomal subunit export from nucleus. The record is from RefSeq and is a predicted model, not a curated record. Bases 49 to 1662 code for a protein of 537 amino acids. Gene Ontology annotation, cellular component: cytosol. Gene Ontology annotation, molecular function: GTPase activity; GTP binding. Lineage: Eukaryota; Metazoa; Arthropoda; Arachnida; Scorpiones; Buthidae. The transcript has 14 exons.
CUAGGAUUGGCAACACUGUUGUAAUAUUGUUGCGUAUGAAAACGAAGCAUGGCGAAAGGCAAGAAAACAGAAUCUUUGGGAAAAAGUUUAAUCAGAGAUAAAAGACUUAAAACAGCGAAUCGUAAGAAUAAAAGCCAGCUGCAUACAACAGAUUUACAAGAUGGAUAUGAUUGGGCUAAACUCAAUUUAAAAAGUGUUACUGAAGAGAGUAGCUUGGAAGAAUUUUUGGCCACUGCUGAACUUGCCGGAACUGAAUUUACAGCAGAAAUUAAUUUAUAUGGUGCAAUGAAGAAUCAGUCACUUAUUUGUGAUAGCAUGCAACCAUUCUGGAAUGAAAAAACGUCGAAAGAAGAACUUUUAACUCUGGAAAAAGAAACAUUUUUAUUAUGGAGGCGUCAGCUUGCUCAGUUACAAGAAAAAGAAAAUAUCAUUCUAACUCCAUAUGAAAAAAAUAUUGAAUUUUGGAGACAACUCUGGAGAGUUGUAGAGAGGAGUGACAUUGUAGUUCAAAUAGUAGAUGCUAGAAAUCCUUAUUUAUUUUGGUGUGAAGAUCUAGAAACUUUGGUUAAAGAAAUAAGUAAGGAAAAAAUUACAGUCAUCUUAUUAAACAAGUCUGAUUAUCUCACUCCUUUACAAAGAGAAAUGUGGGCAGAUCAUUUUAACAAUAUUGGAAGAAAUGCAAUUUUUUUUUCAGCAUUACAACAGAACAAUCCUGAGAAUACAGAAAUUAUAUCAUCAUCACUAGAAAAAAUAAAUCUGGAGGCGCAGGAUAGAUUAUUGGAGGCAGGAAAAUUACCUCAAACAAAAAAUAACUUUAAAACAUCUCCAAAUUUAUUAACAAGAAAUGAAUUAUUGGAAUUAUUUAAAAAUUUGCACUUAGAAUCUAAAGUAAAAGGUUCAUUCAGAACCAUUGGAUUGGUGGGAUAUCCCAAUGUAGGCAAAAGUAGUACCAUAAAUGCUCUUCUUCAAUGUAAAAAAGUGUCGGUGUCUGCCACCCCAGGGAAAACAAAGCAUUUUCAGACGCUGAUGAUUGAUUCCGAGUUGUGUCUGUGCGAUUGUCCCGGACUAGUAUUUCCCAACUUCGUUUCCAGCAGAGCCGAAAUGAUUCUGAACGGUAUCCUAUCGGUCGAUAAUGCCACGGACCCUCUUUCCGCCGUCUCUCUCAUAACGGACGUCGUUCCCGAGCACGUGCUACGAGCUACCUAUAACCUGUUCCUUCCCACGUCUGGUGAAGGUUCAGAUUCUCAUCCAUCCCUCACCGCUCGAGAGUUCCUGGAAGCCUACGGCCAGACCAGAGGACUAUUGACUGGCGGUGGACUUCCCGACGUUUCUCGGGCGGCCCGGCGAGUUCUGAAAGACUUCGCCGACGGAAGACUGCUGUAUUGUCGGGCUCCUCCCGGAGUCGAUCAGAAGACCUUCCACCCCUUUCCCGAUGCCGGUUCUCGGAUUGCGCAUCCCCAACCAGAAGAGAAAGAGUUCGUCCGAGAGUUAGACCGGAACUUCUUCGGAAAGGCCUUAUCGUCGGUCCAUACCAAGGACGCAGGAAGGCAACCUGGCUCGACCGGAAGUUCAUCUGUGCCGGAAGGGAAGCCUUGGAAGAAACAUUAUAAUAGAAACAAAAAGGAGAAACUGAGACGAGUGUACGCACAUUUAGACCAGUGACUUGUACAUAUUUCUGUUGUAAUUCCGCCUCCCCACUAUUAAAACAUGUACAGUACAGACUCAAAAA